Gekko japonicus is the source of this 1272-nucleotide messenger RNA. RefSeq names its product zona pellucida sperm-binding protein 3-like. Gene Ontology annotation, biological process: binding of sperm to zona pellucida; egg coat formation; positive regulation of acrosome reaction. Bases 1 to 1272 code for a protein of 423 amino acids. Gene Ontology annotation, cellular component: extracellular matrix. Lineage: Eukaryota; Metazoa; Chordata; Lepidosauria; Squamata; Gekkonidae. Gene Ontology annotation, molecular function: acrosin binding. The record is from RefSeq and is a predicted model, not a curated record. The transcript is spliced from 10 exons.
AUGAGGCUGUGGGAGGGGUUGGUUGUUGUUCUCUUUGCCUGGAGUAUAAAGGCUGCUGGUGCCCAAAGAGCGCCUGCAAACUCUGUGUUCUAUGAAUGCAACAGAACUAGCAUCCAUUUGGUUGUCAAGACAGACCCUUGGAACACUGGCCUCAAGCUCAAUCCACAGUUCCUGAGCCUGGGAAGCUGCCCUUCCUCCUUUGAGAAUAGCCACCAAGGUUUCUUCCAUUUCCAGUACUACUUCAAGGAGUGUGGCUUUGCACGGCUGAAAUCUGGCAAAAUGGUUGAGCAUCUCACCAACCUGGUCUACAGGCCUCCAUCCCUCCAAGGCAGGUUCUACGGCAACCCUUUUGCUGAGAGGAUAAACUGCACUGACUAUGAGGCCAGUGUGACUCCUUCACAGAUGACUUUGGUGACUGGCCAGCUUUCUUCUUCAAGUGUGCUCAUGUUCACUGUGAAGCUAAUGAAUGAGGACUUCAGUGCUCCCUCGGAUGUGAAGGUCUUUCUCCUGGGCUCGCAAAUCAAUAUAGAAUUUGCAGUACAGAGAUUCGCCCACCAGCCCCUGCGAGUAUUUGUGGAUGAAUGCACAGCUGCUGCCACACCAGAACUUCACAAAUCUCCCAGGAACUACAGCAUUAUUACUAACCAUGGGUGUCUCAUGGAUGGCAUGGUAGCAAAUUCCUUUUUCCUUCCAAGGCCAGAUCCUGAAGUGAUCCGUCUCUCUCUGCAGGCCUUUGGAUUUGUUGGCAUAAACACUGAUAUUUACAUACAUUGCCAGGUUCUAGUUUGGGACCCAAAAGUCCUCACUGAUCCCCUGAAGAAGGCCUGCUCAUUUCGUAAGGACACAAAGAGGUGGGAACUCUUAGAUGAUCCCUCCAGUUCUGUAUGCAGCUGUUGUGAGUCAGUAUGCCAGACCUCUGGAUCUCGUCACAAGAGAGAUCUGAAAGCGGAUGGUCUGCAUUACCAUGUGGUAGUUGGCCACUUGAGGGUUCAAAAACCAGCUCAAAACACUGGCAGCUACGAAUGGGAUUCGAACAGUUCUCUAGCUGUCAGAAGUCACAAAGGUGGGAAACACAAUGUGAUGCCGCCAGCUGUUGGUGCCCUACUCCUGGAAGUGGCUGUGGUUGCCGUGCUCUCCUUGGGCUUCUGCUUCUACAACGGCUAUCAGAAGAGACUUUGCCUCCACAAGAGGGAAGCCCAAGGGAACCUGGACACUCGGCCGCUGGUGGACGCUGACCAGGACUGUGGAAGUAUCAAUACUGAUAUGGAAUAA